Messenger RNA from Sinocyclocheilus rhinocerous, 2775 nucleotides. Its product is annotated as NF-kappa-B inhibitor delta-like. The coding region runs from base 112 to 1584 and encodes 490 amino acids. Gene Ontology annotation, molecular function: protein binding. The record is from RefSeq and is a predicted model, not a curated record. Gene Ontology annotation, cellular component: nucleus. Gene Ontology annotation, biological process: regulation of gene expression. The transcript is spliced from 12 exons. NCBI's taxonomy places the organism in Eukaryota, Metazoa, Chordata, Actinopteri, Cypriniformes, Cyprinidae.
AACAGGCAGUGACUCGAGGAGUUGACAUUUAACAGAGGCUGCUCUGACUGACAUCAUUCAUUUCACCUGGCGUGGGAGCCGAGAAUUAAAGACAGCAAAAGGGAUUCUGACAUGCACUUUCAGAAAUCACAGAAGGAAAAGGUGUGUUACCCUCUGCCCACAGUGAAGAAACUCCUGGAGCAGAAGAGAAAGAGAGAGACCUCUUCAGCACCUCCCUCCUGCUCUACAGCAUCUUACACUGCUGGUGGUGCUGCAUCUGUCCCGGUGUUGGCAUCAGUACAAUCUCCCACUGCCGGAGCCAGUGCAAGCUACACAGACAUGGGAGCAGUUAGAUAUGACCGAUGGGAAGUUCCCAGCAUUCAUCAGGCACAUUCCUCCCUACAGCAGUGCAGCCCGUUCACAUUCAUGUCUAGUUCCUCCAUCACACCAAACUUUACCCAGACUGGACAGACGCUUGCCACUGGCUACAGCCCUCAGCAGAUGCAAGACUGCCAGGAUGCCCAGACAACACAGCAAUAUUCUAUAACAGAGUGCCCUGUAACUGCAGACGGGACUGAUAUGGCUGGGACUGUCUCCAUUCAGAGCCCCAGCUUGUGUUGGCCAUCUGAAUCCAGAGCAGAGGAUCACACAAGCCCAUACCUUCUCCAAGAGUUCAGGUCCCAGAUGGAUAUCGUGAAGCUGCAGGAGGCCAGAGUCUUCCUGCAGAACAUGGAUUACAGUAGAACUACCUGGCAGGAUGAUGACGGGGACACCAUUCUACACAUCUAUACUGCGAAAGGCCUGAGGGAAUAUGCUUUUGCUGCUGCGGAGAAACUUCGCGAACUGGGGAAGUUGGACUCUAAAGAACAUAAGGGCAAGACUGCUUUGCUGGUGGCUGUAACUGCCAGUCAGCCAGAUAUAGUCCAGGAUCUACUCUCUCUAGGUGCGGACAUCAGCAUCUGUGACGUCAACGGUCAAACUGCACUUCAUCUGGCUGCCACCUAUGGUUUCCCUCGUGUCAUGCAGGUUAUACUCUUUGCUGGACUGCGAGUGGACCUGGAAGCUCGUAAUUUUGAAGGCCUGACUCCUCUGCACUGUGCAGUGAUCUCUCACUGUGCCAUGAUGAAGGCCAUAAAUGCCUCCUCCUCAUCCUCAACAUGGUUGGCUGAUGGCAGUCUACAGACUCAAGCAGAAGAUAAACUGAUGUGUUUGCGGCUUCUUAUAAAUGCUGGCGCUUCAGUUCUCAGCCAGGAAAUCAAAAGCAACAAGACAGUUCUUCACCUGGCAGUGAAGGAGGGGAAUAUCCAUCUUGUGCGCUUCCUCCUCAGCCUCCAACUCUCCAAUAUGCAGGCGUUCAUCAACAUGAAAGCUCACGGACACACUGCCCUGCACAUGGCCGCAGGGCUGCAUGGAAGCCCCUUUCAGGAGGAACUGAUCCGGCUGCUGCUGAGUCGUGGUGCUGAUCCCAGCAUCCGCAACCUGGAGAACGACCAGCCCGCUCAUUUGCUGCAGAGCGGAGACACAGGAGAGAAACUCAAGCUCAUCUUGAAGAAGAAAAGUGCCUCCUCUAGGCGGCGUUUUACAUCCUUACAGGACCAAGAGUGACUAGGACUGAUUUUUAGUCCCAGCGUAUCCCACUUUCUCCAAUAGAGAUGCAGUCAUCUGGAUCAAAUAACAGUAUGCGCUUGAAACAUUCAUCUUUAUCAUUUUGUUAACUGUUCACCAUCAAGAUGUGGACAAAAACUAUUCAAAGAACUGUUAAAAACUUUCAUCUCUGGAGAAAAAUGGGUUUAUCAUCAGUAUCCUUUUAUGAGGAUUUUCACACAUCGCAUAAUUUUUAGUAUGACAGUAUAUUUUUUGAAGGAUCAUUCAUUGGUUCUGUACCAUAAAGCUGCUUCCCAGUUUAUUUAAAGAUGAAAACAAAUUUUAAUAUGUUCAUGAAUAGUGAUUUCAAUGAAAUUGUCAUGAGGACUGUCAGUACCAGUCGAGUUUCCACCUUCAAUUAUAAACCAUAUUGGUUUGCUUACGAGAGCAGCUGAGCUCUUUUUUUUUUUUAAUUCACUGUAUCAGUGGGAUAUUCUUUAAUUGUUUUGAUAUGUAUUUAUAUAGCUUCUGGUUGGUAGAUGUUGCAUAUUUUCUCUGUGCUCAUGUUCAUGUUACUUUCACUCAGGGGGAAAGAUCGGUUAUUUAUUUCAUUGUUUUAUAUGAAUGACAUCAGUUCUCUAUGUAAUACACUUUUCUCAGCAGCACACUUGAUAUCAUAGUUGUCCUUACAGGAGAUGUGUCAUCCAGCCAUCAUGUAUGUGAAUGUGUUAUUUUGGUGAGUCAUAUAUGAGGGGGUGAAAUCAAAUGUCAGGGGGUUCUGAGGUGAGAAGGUAGUUUUGUCAUCGAGACCUGCCAGAAUCAAGAUGUCAGAAUUAUUAAUAUGAUUUAACAAUGUUAUUUCAGUGGAAUAGUAUGAAAGGAAAGAUUUUUCUAUGUGGGGAUAGUGUCCAUCUUGUAUCAAGAUUUCAAAUGUUGGAGGAUGUUGUUGUUGUUGAGUCAAUGAUAUGCAUGAUUCGCCUGGUUGAAGUACAGAGUCCCUCUGGAAAUUCAAAUGAGGGAAAACACACGCUCAUGUCACUUUCUUGUAAAACAAAGAGAGGUCUGUGGAUUUAUGAGAAUUCAUUUGAAAACAAAGCGCAAACUGCUUUCUGUAGAAUUCAUUUAUGAAACUUUGCUCAUUGUUUUAGUAUAUAUCUCAAACACUCAAUGAAUGAAACCAUCUGACAAAACCAAAUUCUGUGAGUAUAUAAA